Messenger RNA from Pteronotus mesoamericanus, 1483 nucleotides. RefSeq names its product caspase recruitment domain family member 19 (gene CARD19). Bases 173 to 673 code for a protein of 166 amino acids. The record is from RefSeq and is a predicted model, not a curated record. The transcript has 7 exons. Gene Ontology annotation, cellular component: mitochondrion. Lineage: Eukaryota; Metazoa; Chordata; Mammalia; Chiroptera; Mormoopidae.
GAGGGACUGGCGGUCGGCGGCGGGGGGACAAGCUGCUAUCCGCCGGGUUCACACCGUGCUGUCACCAUGACAGCUCUGCCCGCCCCACAGCCCCUGUGUCCAUCGGAAAGCGGGACAAGCUGCCACAGAGCAGACCUACUGUGACCGGCUGGUGCAGGACACACCUUUCCUGAUGGGCCAUGGGCGCCUGAGUGAGCAGCAGGUGGACAAGAUCAUCCUCCAGCUGAACCGCUACUACCCCCAGAUCCUCAGCAACAAGGAUGCAGAAAAGUUCCGGAACCCCAAGGCAUCCCUGCGUGUGCGGCUAUGUGACCUCCUGGGCCAUCUGCAGCGGAGCAACGAGCGGGAUUGCCAGGAGUUCUACCGAGCUCUAUACAUGCACGCACAGCCCCUUCACAGCUGCCUGCCCAGCCGGCACACCUUGCAGAACUCAGAUUGCACAGAGCUAGACUCGGGCAUCGCAAGCCAUGAGCUCAGUGACAGGGGACCCAUGGCCUUUCUGGCCUGUCUUGGCCUGGCUGCGGGGCUGGCACUCCUCAUCUACUGUUGUCCUCCAGACUCCAAGGUGCUGCCAAGGGCCCGGCGUGUCCUGGGCUUCUCCCCCAUCAUUGUGGACCGGCACGUCAGCCGCUUUCUGCUAGCCUUCCUGACAGAUAACCUGGGGGGCCUCUGAUGGACCAGCCCCUGCUGCCUAUCACACACCAAAGAGCCCCCACCUCUCUGCCCACCCAGGGUCCUGCUUUUCUAUGCUUGUAUUUCAUUUUACAAUUACCGUUCUCACUUUACUAUUACUGUAAGAAGCACUUCACCUACUCCUUAUGAAGGUGGUCAAUGAUAUUAAACGUGGGAGUCUCCUCCCUUCUGUAAGGAGUGUUUUCUGGAUAAUUCCGACUUGAGAUUCCAGAUGCCUCUAGCAGAGGCUGACCCUGGGGGCUCUUGGUGUUCCUUAUCCAGGCUAGGGCCCAGGUCAUGUUUAGGCCACACUUCCCAUCACAGUGGGCCUGGGCCCCACCCCUCCACCUGGGCUAUCUGCUUUAGUCCCUGCCCCCAGAUAUCUUCCCAUACCACUGUUCCCCAGAAAUCCCCCCAACCAUGCCAUAUGUCCCCGUUCCCUCCCUUCAUGGCCUUCUCCUACUGGUCUCCAGAGCUCACACCUCCCCACACCCAUCCCUGCCCUUCACCUCUGCCUCCUGGACCUUGUGGGGCUCCUGCACUGCCCCAGUGCCCAUCUGUAUUUAUCUGAUUCCUCUUGGCCUCCCCAGCAGGUAGAGGCUGCUGUUCCUGCUUUCCUCAUGAGGAAACAGGCCAAGGUGGAAGGUCAUUGAGCCAAGAAAGGGGAACUCUGCACUUGAGGGGGUGUGAGUUCAAUCACAUUCUUCUCCCGUUCCUUGACCUGUCCCCAGGAGAUUGUUCCUCAGCCCCUUGUCCCUUCCUGGGCCCCUUCCUGACCCCACAGACCACCCUUGUGACAGAGCUCCUUCUU